Molecule: messenger RNA, 2588 nt
Organism: Ostrinia nubilalis (European corn borer)
Lineage: Eukaryota; Metazoa; Arthropoda; Insecta; Lepidoptera; Crambidae
Gene: Topors
Product: E3 ubiquitin-protein ligase Topors
Exons: 5
Coding region: 474-2588 (704 amino acids)
Biological process (GO): protein polyubiquitination; protein monoubiquitination
Molecular function (GO): metal ion binding; ubiquitin protein ligase activity
Source: RefSeq, a predicted model, not a curated record
AUAGAUGACCCACGCUGAACUGUCCCACCAAACUCAAUGACAGGGGGGCGCUACCAUCGUUCAACUAUAUGGUUUCCAACAUGGCAAAAAUCUGAACCAGCGAUCCGGUAUUGACGGUGGCGCCCCACUGUCAAUGUCAUCGACAGGACAGUCCAGUAUUUUGGAACUAUACCUACUCUGUAACCAUUAAUGUGUUUGGUUGUUUGUUCGGUGGAUUAUUAUUUUUCAAUUCUCGCAUUUUUAUCAAUUUGGUUCUGGUAACUUAUAGUAUCAUUUGGUUACAAUGGUGUUACUUCGCCCGUCUAGUUGUAUUAUCAAUUGCAUGUGAAUAGCUAAAACAUUUUUACGGUUACACUCAUCACGUCACAGGUUCUAGGGAAAUCUGUCAAGAUCACGCACAUUGACAAUAAAAAAAUAGUUAUGCCUUGAUUGAUAUCAUUUUAUCCCGCAUCUUCGGAGCUAAGAUAUCAAACAUGGAAACAGUAUCAACUCCAAUGCAAGAUGACAGCUCUGGAGCAAAUCCCAGCAGUGCAAGUGUUAAGAGUGAUGACAGCAGUCCACGGCAUGAAAGUGGCAGAGGCUCCCCGCCCCCCAAUUGUGCCAUUUGUCUGGGCACUUGCAGAAAUAAAUCAUUCACAGAUUCUUGUCUUCAUCAAUUCUGCUUUAAAUGCCUUUUAACAUGGAGCAGGGUAAAAGCUGAGUGUCCACUUUGCAAACAAAACUUCAGGUCUAUUAUACACAAUGUACGUUCCAACCAUCAGUAUGAAGAGUACAUGGUGGAACAGCGUCAAACUGAAGAGGCGCUUGAAAGACUCGACUUUGAAAGUCUCACUGCAAGCACUCGAAGGUUUAGAUACAGGACGACGCUCACGCUGCCGCGGCGCGAGACGAUCGCGAUCCAGCAGCUGCUGCUGCAGCACUACCCCAUCAUGGCGGACGUGUUCCCGCCGCCCGCGCCCCGCACGCUGCCCGCGCGCCGCCGCCGCUCGCCCGCCGCCUUCCGCCGCACCGUCUACCGGCACAACCUCUGGGCGCGCCCGCUGCCCGACUUCACCGGCCGCUUCCGCGACUGCUCGCCCGAGUUCUACAGGUACAACGACUCGCAGAUGCACCGCUUGGUGCCGUGGCUCAACAGGGAACUCCACUAUCUCCUGAAUGAAAACAUCGGCCAUAUAUCCUACGUGAUCGCACGGAUUCUGGAGCUCCUGCCCCAGUACCACGUCAACUCGACCGAGUUCAGGGAGGCCAUGCAGGUCUACUUCCGCGACCGAACCGAGCACUUCCUUCACGAACUCUACUGCUUCGCUUCGACUCCGUACGACAUGACCGGCUACGAUCGCAACGUCCAGUACACGACGGACACCAGGAUAUCCACGAUGGUCAACGAGGUGAUAUCGAGCUCCGAGUCGGAGGCCAGCGUCGACUCGGACAUCGUGAUGGUGUCCAGCUCGGGGCCCGCCGACCCGCCGCCGGGCCCGUCCCGCCCGCCCGCGCCGGUGUAUCCGCAGAACUACAUUCCCCAGCCCGCCGCGAACAACGUCAUCCCCAUCGAGACGAUAUCGCAGUCGGACACCGACGACGACGACGAGGUGAUGGUCGUCGGGUACAUCAAGCCGCCGCAGGACCGCACGCCCGAGGUCGUCGACCUGCUCGGCUCCGACAGCGACGUCAUCGUGCAGGACGCGCCCGCGGAGCCGCAGCCGCAGACGUCCGAGGCGCAGGAGGCGCGCCAGGCGCCGCUCGUCAAGCUGAUACUGAAGAGGCACGCCAUGGACGCGCCGCCGGACUCCGACAGCGACGACAGCAGCUACACGCCGCCGCCGCGCCGCCGCCGCCGCCCGCGCUCCGGCUCCGCCACCACCUCCGACACCUGCCGCAGCACGCCCGAGCCCGCCGCCCCUGCCGCGCCCGCGUCCGAGCCCGAGCCCGCGUCGUCGCCGCGCGAGAGCUCCAGCUCCAGCUCGAGCUCGUCGUACGCGUCGUGCGUGUCCUCCGCCUCCUCCUCGCCGUCCCUGUUCAUCGACACCGACACCCCCUCCUCGUCCAGCGAGGAGGACAGGAAGAGGAAGGCGCCCCGGAGUAAAAGAUUAAAACGGAAACGAGACGUCGAUCCCUCGAGCGCCGAGAGGAGGAGCAAAUCGCGCAAGUCGCGACCGCGCCGGGACCGGCAGACGGCGAGGCCGGAGAAGGACAAUGCUGGAAAACGCAAACCCAACUCGGGGAAGGCAGCGAAGGCCGCGAGGAGGACCGAGCCGGCGCCGGCCCCCGCGGAGGAGCCCGCCGCGCCGGAGCCCGGCCCGAGCGGCAGCGGCGCCGGCGGCCGCAAGCGGAGGGCGAGCGAGAGCAGGAAGCGCCGCCGACCGAGCCGCGAGAGCAAAAGACUGAGGAGCGUUGUUAAUGUUAUGUAUAAUACUACAAAAAAGAACGGCGAGGCGAGCUCGAGCGGGGGCGCGGGCGGGGGCGGGGCCGGGGGCGGGGGCGGGGGCAGCCCCGCGGCGCCGGGCGCCAGCCGCGUGGCGCGCGACUCCGACUCCGACGACGACCUGCCCCUCAACCUCACGGUCCAGAAGACCUAUCUGUCGCUGUGA